AUGGCAAGUAGCAAGCGUAGCUUUGAGGCUCUUGCAGGCGAUGAGGAUGAUCCUAUCAUUUUGGGAGGUGACAAUGAGCGUGACCAUCAAGUAUCAUCCCUGACCCAACAGGAUGCUCACUCGUCCCAGGGCGCUGCAAGCUCAGAGAUCUUUCAAGAACCUCAACAUGAAACGGUGUAUAAGACUGGAGUGUCAUCGUCUGCAUUCGCCGAAGCCCAUCGAGAUAGUUGUGACUCGACCACCAACGAGCUCAUUCCACCCCCUGGAUGGGCUCCAAUCUGCGCGCGUACAGCUGGAGGACGGUUCGCCUACAGUAAAUUCGCCACGAAAGACGAAGAUACAGUUUGUGAGCUUUCAGGCUCAGGUAAUCUGAUCAUCAAUAGAUCAGAAGCGUUAGACUGGCUUAGUACUUACGAACCUGAAAAAGGCAGUCUGAGUGGUCUAGUCGAUGAUUGGUGUUUGAAGACAACUUCAAAAUCAGGAAAAACGACCAAGAUACAAAGGGGUAGAGACGUUGUUGGAACUAUUCAUAGAGGUCUCUAA
This is a messenger RNA of Kwoniella botswanensis, 543 nucleotides long. RefSeq lists its product as uncharacterized. The transcript has a single exon. The record is from RefSeq and is a predicted model, not a curated record. NCBI's taxonomy places the organism in Eukaryota, Fungi, Basidiomycota, Tremellomycetes, Tremellales, Cryptococcaceae. The coding region runs from base 1 to 543 and encodes 180 amino acids.